UAUAAUCGUCUAAUUUCCCCCCAUUAAUUAUUAAGAAGUAGUAUGCAUGUGCACUCUUCUCUGUUGACCAAUGGAAAACCACAACGAUGAAUCGAUCAAUUUCGGGAGAUCACUGAUAGUACCAAGUGUUCAAGAACUUGCUAAGAAAUCCAUCACCAAGAUCCCACCUCGGUAUGUGCGCCAAGAUCAUAAUCAGAAACCCUUACUCACUUCAUCCGAUGACACCUCCAAUCUCUCUGUACCUGUCAUUGAUCUUCACACCUUAUUUGCAACCGAUUCUGGAUCUUCGACGUAUUCUUCUGAGCUCAGUAAGCUUCAUACAGCUGCUAAAGAAUGGGGUUUCUUCCAGGUUAUAAACCAUGGAGUAAGUGAGCCCUUAUUAGAGGAUUUUAAAAGGGAAGUCUUGAACUUCUUCAAGCUUCCAAUGGAAGAAAAACAGAAGCUCUGGCAGGAAGAAGACAAUCAUGAAGGUUUUGGUCAGCUUUUUGUUGUAUCAGAGGAGCAGAAGCUUGAUUGGUGUGACAUGUUUUACAUAACUACCCUUCCACGCAAUCUUAGACAAUUUCAACUAUUUCAAAAGUUACCUCCGGUUCUCAGAGAUAAGUUGGAAGCUUACUCUACGGAAAUAAAAAAGCUAGCAAUGGCUAUCUUAGGUCAAAUGGCUAAGGCUCUAGGGAUUGAUGGAGAAGAAAUGAGUGAAUUGUUUGAUGAUGGGGUUCAGUCGAUGAGAAUGAAUUACUAUCCCCUAUGUCCGGAACCGGAAUUGGCUUUGGGAUUCACUCCUCAUUCCGAUGCCGAUGCUUUAACGAUUCUCUAUCAAUUAACCGAAACAGAGGGACUUCAAGUUCGAAAAGAUGGAAAAUGGGUAUCUGUUAAACCUUUGCCAAAUGCUUUGGUAGUCAACAUUGGAGACAUAAUGGAGAUCAUAACUAAUGGCGUGUAUAAGAGCAUCGAGCAUCGAGCAAUAGUGCAUUCAAACAUUGAGAGAUUAUCAGUUGCCACAUUCUAUAGCUCGAGUAUGGGUACUGAAUUGGGGCCCGCAAGAAGUCUUGUUGUACAACAUAAUAUACCAAACUUCCGCCGAGUCCCUCUUGAGGAAUAUUUCAAGGGAUUUUUUGCUCGAAAGCUAGAUGGAAAGUCAUUCUUGGAUUAUAUGAAAGUUGAAGAAUUGAAGAAAAAUGUUACAUAGUUGAAUUAUAGGUUUGUUGUGUUUUCUGUUUUUAUUUCUUUUUGAAGUAUGAAGCUCCAUUAAAUGAGGCAAAAGGAUAUGGUUAUCAUGAAUGAACCUUUUACUUUGUUGAUUGUGAACACAUACAAAAGAUGUUU
This is a messenger RNA of Lactuca virosa, 1326 nucleotides long. The record is from the annotation of a GenBank genome assembly. Lineage: Eukaryota; Viridiplantae; Streptophyta; Magnoliopsida; Asterales; Asteraceae.